AUGUUGCAAUUAAUCCGGAACCCGCUUGAAGUCAUGCAGUCACGCUGCAUCACACCGCAAGCCAAGGCAAGACAAGGCAAGACAAAGCAAGCCAAAGCAAGCCAAGGCAAGCAACAAGCCACAAGCAAACCAAGCAAGCAAACCAACCAGGCAAGCCAAGCAGCCAAGCAACAAGCAAGACAAACCAGCAAGCAAACCAAGCAACCAAGGCAAGCCAAAAAGCCAAGGCAAGACAAGCAAGCCAAGGCAAGCCAAGGCAAGCCAAGCAAGCCAAAGCAAGCCAAGGCAAGCCAAAGCAAGACAAGGCAAGCCAAAGCAAGCCAAGGCAAGCCAAGCAAGCCCAAGGCAAGACAAGCAAGCCAAGGCAAGCCAAGGCAAGGCAAACCAAGCCAAGGCAAACCAAGGCAAGCCAAAGCAAGCCAAGGCAAACCAAGGCAAGACAAACCAAGCCAAGGCAAGCCAAGGCAGGCCAAGGCAAGCCAAGGCAAGCCAAGGCAAGCCAAGGCAAGCCAAGGCAAACCAAGGCAAGCCAAAGCAAGCCAAGCAGCUAAGCAUCUGAAGAACUGCGUGACUCACUCCGUCGGCGCCCGCGAGAGACUUCCGCGUCGGGAGGACUUUGAAGGCACCUCCGCGGACGGUGACGGCGACGGUGACGAAGGUCCGGUCGCUGAGGGCGGUGAAGGGGCAGGCCACGUGCCUUCUUCCCCCGGGGAUGAGGCCGGUGAAGGGGCGUGCCACGUGCCUUUCCCCCCGGGGGCUGAGGGCGGCGUGACUCAGCGGGAUCGGGUGCCUCCAGGAAUGCGUCGAUCAGCGUUCACGUUCAACUGA
This is a messenger RNA of Penaeus monodon (black tiger shrimp), 828 nucleotides long. RefSeq names its product ribosome-binding protein 1-like. NCBI's taxonomy places the organism in Eukaryota, Metazoa, Arthropoda, Malacostraca, Decapoda, Penaeidae. The transcript is spliced from 2 exons. The coding region runs from base 1 to 828 and encodes 275 amino acids. The record is from RefSeq and is a predicted model, not a curated record.